Messenger RNA from Triticum dicoccoides, 1851 nucleotides. RefSeq lists its product as uncharacterized. Bases 51 to 497 code for a protein of 148 amino acids. The transcript has 4 exons. NCBI's taxonomy places the organism in Eukaryota, Viridiplantae, Streptophyta, Magnoliopsida, Poales, Poaceae. The record is from RefSeq and is a predicted model, not a curated record.
CAUCCCUCCGCGACUAGGGUUUGGUGCGCGGCCUCGUCUCCGCCGCCGGCAUGCCUCUGGCGGUCCUCUACGCCUCGUCGCAUGGCUCCUCAUGCGGCUGCGCCUGCUGGACGCUGCUUCUCCACCACAAGGCAGCGGCAGAGGAGGGCCUUAUCCACCACCACGCAAUGGCAGCCAAGAGAAAAGUAGUAGAAGGGGAUGAGGAAGGAGGAGAAAGACCAGAAGAAGGGCAAGGGAGAUUUCUUUACAGCUUGUUGAAUACCAAUGGUGUUCUCCUCUGUUUGAUUACUAUGGCUGGUUGCUUGUUUAACUUUUGUGUGAGAAAUAAUGGAGAUCAAGUGAGAUUACCUGUGAGGUCGUCCACCGCGACUGUCACUGUGAGGUUGGUUAUUUCCCUACAAACAUUGCUCUAUUGUAGCCUAGUUCGUUUCUAUGCUGCUGGUUGUGAAACCAAACUAGGUGGGGGUGUGUGUGAUGAGGUUUGGUUUAGUGCUUGAUGCCACCGGACUGUAGGUUCUUGUGUAGGACUACUUGUUAUAUAACUCUGGUUCCUGAUGAGAUCAUGUAUAUACUAGGCUAGUUGCACUUUGGUUCUAUCUAUUUCAAAUCAUAUUUGGUCAUUCAUGUAUGUAUGUGUGUGCGCGUGUGCGUGUGCGUGUGCGUGUGCGUGCGCGCGUGUGCGCGUGUGUGUGUGUCUGUCUCUCUGCCUCUGCCUCUCUGCCUCUGUCUCUCUGCCUCUGUCUCUGUCUCUGUGUCUCUGUCUGUGUCUGUGUGUGUGUGUGAUGCAUGUGUGCUUCGAUUUGGAGCAGCAGUAGGACGACGACGAGAGGACGAGUACCUCGACGGCGACGACAACCAGGAGGAUGAACCCACCCACAAGGGCACCGACGCCGGCCAUCAGAACGACGACUCUUCGUCCUGCACCACCUCACGCUGCGACGGCUACAGGUAAUUUUUUGGGGAUUGCCUAUGUUUCAAUCCUAUGGAUCCGCUGCAUGCUUGGUACUACUUGCAAUCUGCCUUUCAAGUAGAUCCAAUCAACAUCCAAGUUUCUGAAAAUUCAGUUUAGAAUUAUAUGCAAUUCCAUCAGUAGAGAGAGAGAGAGAGAGAGAAAGGGGGUCCAUGGUCUAAACAUACACAUCAUCUGCAAUGCAAUCGAGAGAGAGGGAGAGAGAGGCAUCAGCUGAGUGUGGAUGAAUUUCCUAACCCUAAUAGGCAAUGCCAAUUUAUUUCUUGAGCCACAUGCUUCCUGGUAGGUAAAUUCAAGAAGGUUCCGUUAGUGUUGGUAAUCUGUACUUGUGUUAUUCAAGAGGUUGUAUUAUUUUGAGAAGGCAAGAGGUCGUAUUUACAGUAUGUUUCAUAAAUCCUACAAUAUGUAUAGCUUCCCAUCUCGAUUAUUUUCAGGAUUGCGAUCCUUUUGACGUAUUUAAUUUUCCUUUAAUCAUUGGGACUGGGCAUGGGUUUGAGCUCUCUGUUUUGUGCACUGGUUUUAGCUCAUUUAUGCUGCCUAAAUUCUGCUUUACUUCCAAACGCAACGCACUAAUUAGUGCAUGUACAUGGUUAGUGAAGGAAAGUUUGCAGUUGCAGCCGUCACUCUAGAUGAUUAUCUUUCGAUGCAAAGUACUGAAGUGAAAAGUUGGUGACUUGCUUUCUAAAAUAUGAAAGCAUUAGUUUCUUGUUCUAUUCAUUUCAUCAUAGAUUUGGUAGCACAAAAAUGGCAUACUUAGAUAGGUUAACUCUAAAAUAACACAAAUAAUGAAUAAGAUGGAAAAAACAAGGAAGAGGAGGAAGAGAAGGAAUAGGAAGAGCUCUUCUUCUUCUUCUAGUCUUCUUCUUCUUCUAAUUUCUUAC